AAAAAACAUUGCUGUACGGAGAAAGAGGAAGAGAACAGUCUGGUAAAAAUACAAACGAACGGCUUGAGAAAGAUAAAAUCACACACAGAUUUUUCGCCGCCAUCCGUUCCCUCGCCAGGCUCAGAACACCAAAACCGGAGGCACACACAGGAAUUGAGAUUGAGGAAGAGAAAUCUAAGUGUCAUUAACUCCGUCGAUUAGGCCAUUUACCUGCCAUCAAACUUUUGGACAUCUCAAAGCCUAGCUUCCGAGGUUUGUGUCGAGAGUUUGGAGUUUGAAGACAGUGAUCCAGACAAGGCUGAAGAACAACAUCAACGCACAACAAACGACAUCAUCGUCGAUCACAAUUUACAAAUGGGAUUCCAGAAGAUUAAGGUGGCCAACCCCAUCGUCGAAAUGGACGGAGAUGAAAUGACUCGAAUCUUUUGGAAAUCAAUCAAAGACAAGCUUAUAUUUCCCUUUGUGGAGUUGGAUAUCAAGUACUUUGAUCUUGGUCUCACUAAUCGUGAGGCCACCAAUGAUAAUGUUACAAUUGAAAGUGCUCAAGCCACUCUCAGGUACAAUGUAGCAAUAAAGUGUGCAACUAUAACUCCAGAUGAAGCUCGUGUCAAGGAGUUCAACUUGAAACAAAUGUGGAAGAGUCCAAAUGGGACAAUUCGGAAUAUUUUAAAUGGUACUGUUUUCAGAGAGCCUAUUAUCUGCAAAAACAUCCCCCGUCUUGUCCCAGGUUGGACAAAGCCAAUAUGCAUUGGAAGGCAUGCUUUUGGUGAUCAGUACAGGGCAACUGAUAUUGUUAUACAAGAAUCUGGAAAACUUAAAUUGGUAUUUGUACCCAAUGGACAUAAUGAGAAGAAAGAGUUUGAGGUUUUCAACUUUACGGGUGCUGGAGGUGUAGCCUUGUCCAUGUACAACACUGAUGAGUCUAUUCGUGCUUUUGCUGAGGCUUCAAUGAAUACUGCUUACCAGAAAAAGUGGCCACUUUAUCUUAGCACUAAAAAUACCAUUCUUAAGAAAUAUGAUGGAAGAUUCAAGGACAUAUUUCAGGAAGUUUAUGAAACUCAAUGGAAAUCUAAGUUUGAAGCUGCAGGGAUAUGGUAUGAACACCGUCUCAUAGAUGAUAUGGUUGCUUAUGCCAUGAAAAGUGAAGGAGGUUAUGUAUGGGCUUGCAAAAACUAUGAUGGGGAUGUGCAGAGUGAUUUCUUAGCCCAAGGAUUUGGAUCUCUUGGGAUGAUGACAUCAGUGCUGGUGUGCCCAGAUGGAAAGACUAUUGAAUCUGAAGCAGCCCAUGGGACAGUGACCCGCCACUACCGGGUCCAUCAGAAAGGUGGUGAAACCAGCACAAACAGCAUAGCAUCCAUUUUUGCUUGGACUCGAGGUCUUGCACACAGGGCAAAGUUGGACAGCAAUGCCAGACUUUUGGAUUUUACUGAGAAAUUGGAAGCAGCCUGUGUUGGAACGGUGGAAUCAGGAAAGAUGACUAAGGAUCUUGCACUUCUUAUUCAUGGGCCCAAGGUUACUAGGUCUCAGUAUCUAAAUACCGAAGAGUUCAUUGAUGCUGUAGCCGAGGAGCUGAGAGCAAGACUGUCUACAAGGGCAAAGUUGUGAAGAAAUGCCACCAACUUGGUUUUAUGCUUGGAAAUAAGGUUGCAGUAUGCUUCUACUCAUAAGCGGCAUCAAUCCCCUGAUCUCUCACUGAAUGUUGGAGGAGAAGACAAAGAGAGACGUUAAAGACAAUUUGGGAAAUUCUAAAAUAAAAUGGUAGAAUACUGAAUGCUCUUUUGUAAUAUUUUAUGGUACUGUUUUUUCUAAUUAGCCUGCUAUAUAGGCCACUGAAACUAAUUUACAGAGGUAAAUGAUAUAAUCUGAAAGAUGUUAAUUGCUCCAA
Molecule: messenger RNA, 1885 nt
Organism: Quercus robur (English oak)
Lineage: Eukaryota; Viridiplantae; Streptophyta; Magnoliopsida; Fagales; Fagaceae
Product: isocitrate dehydrogenase [NADP]-like
Exons: 15
Coding region: 355-1605 (416 amino acids)
Biological process (GO): isocitrate metabolic process
Cellular component (GO): mitochondrion
Molecular function (GO): magnesium ion binding; isocitrate dehydrogenase (NADP+) activity; NAD binding
Source: RefSeq, a predicted model, not a curated record